This is a messenger RNA of Gossypium raimondii (Peruvian cotton), 1651 nucleotides long. RefSeq lists its product as hypothetical. The transcript has 6 exons. NCBI's taxonomy places the organism in Eukaryota, Viridiplantae, Streptophyta, Magnoliopsida, Malvales, Malvaceae. The record is from RefSeq and is a predicted model, not a curated record. The coding region runs from base 274 to 1308 and encodes 344 amino acids.
AGCAAAGCAGAGUGAGCGUUGCUUCAGAAACGGGAUUUAGGAACAAACAAACAGCCUUCAAUCAUUUUGUUCUAAUCUCCGCCAUAAUUAAUCUCAUUCCUUUUCUACUUUCAUUUAAAAUCAAAAUAAAGAAUUCCAGUUUUGUUUGAAAGAUAAGAAAGAUCAAAGCUAUUAGCUUCUUCCCUUUUUAUCAUUUGAGUGAACAACAAAAUCCCAUUGAUAAAGGAGUUGCCAAUGCCAUUUGAUUGCUUUACUUUUUGAGCUCUCAUAGUCAUGGCCGACGAUCUCUGUUUCUUCACCAAGGAUUCUUUCAUCCUAAAGUCGCCAAAGAAGUCUCCAUUGGUGUUGAGGACGGUUGUAUUGUUUUUUGUAAUGGUUUGUGGAGUGUAUAUCUGCACGAUUUGUUUGAAGCAAAUAAGCACUGGCAGCACCACUGAAUUUUUGAAUUUUAGAGUGGUCCAAAAGCCCUGUCCAGAACCUAAUAUUGAGCCAUGGGAAAUUCCUUACGUACACUAUCCGAACCCCAAAACUUAUAGCAGGGCUGAAUGUGCCUGCAACCCAGUCCGGUAUUUUGCCAUUAUGUCAAUGCAGAGAUCCGGGAGUGGAUGGUUCGAGACAUUAUUGAACAACCAUACUAACAUAAGCUCAAACGGGGAGAUAUUUUCUGUCAAAGUUAGGAGGAGUAAUGUGUCAACAAUUUUUGAGACUUUGGACAAAAUUUAUAACCUAGACUGGAUGAGUAGUGCCUCAAAAAAUGAGUGCACAGCUGCAGUUGGCUUGAAGUGGAUGCUUAAUCAGGGACUGAUGCAACAUCAUAAAGAAAUAGUAGAAUACUUUAAUACUCGGGGUGUUUCAACUAUUUUCCUCUUUAGAAGGAAUCUUCUGCGCAGGAUGAUUUCAAUACUAGCAAAUUCUUAUGAUCGGGAUGCUAAACCACUAAAUGGAACCCACAAGUCUCAUGUUCAUUCACCUUAUGAGGCUGCAAUACUUGCUAGUUACAAGCCUGUAGUCAAUGUCACAACGCUGAUUCCAAGCCUAAGGCAGGUCGAAGAGACAACUAAGAAAGGUUUGGAGUACUUCAAAAGCACACGGCACAUCAUUCUUUACUAUGAGGAUGUAGUAAAGAACCACACUAAGUUAGCCGAGGUCCAAGAAUUCCUAAAGGUUCCAAAGAGGGAGUUGAAGAGUCGUCAAGUAAAGAUACACAAGGGAUCGUUAUCCAAUCACAUUCAGAAUUGGGUUGAUGUUGAAAAGGCACUCAAUGGAACUAAGUAUGAAAGUUAUCUACAUGCAGAUUACAGGAAGUAAAGCAGUGGCAUUGAUGUACAUUCCAUUUUUGACCCAUUUCCACUCUUCCUUUGUUUCGGAUCUCCAAGUGACAGGCACCAACAGUGAACCUACCAAGCUGAACUCUGUUCGGAUUUUGGGUACACGGCAUGCAUCAUUUUGCUUUUAAAUUUUAACCUUACACUCACGCCUUCGUAUUCUUUUCAUUCUUUUGUUUUUCAGUUGAUAUAGCUUUGACAGAAAACUGCUGUAUUUAUGCCCAAUCAAAGGAGAAACUUGCCUUUUUGCGUUGUAUAUGUUAAUAUGAAUACGUUCAAGUUUUUAAAAGUUGAAGCAGGGAGACCUCCCACAUUCAAAGUUCCUA